AAAAAAAAAAUAUACAACCCAGAGAGUUUGUCGUGACACUGCUCUCAAGAUUUUGUCAUUCAAAACAUAGAGCGGUGAGCACUCCACUGUGUCUGUGUGAAGCAGAAAAUAUCAGCAAGGCUUGGAACAACCGAACAACUAUCGCCUCAGACUCUCAGGUAUACCAUAGCUUUGUGAGACUGGAAAGCAACAUCAUAACUUAAUUCAUUCAUAUUCAUAUAUUUUUCUAAAAUAGCUGAAACACUUAGGAACCUGUUCAAUAAGAGUCUGAUGAGGGUGCUUCAGAGUCCCCAACAUGUCAGGCAAGCUCCAUUUCAAACCCACCUCUGCUACACUUCCCAUGUCUCAUCAAGGCUGCCAGUUUGUUUUGUUUCAAUCAACCCUUCCGCCAACCCGGUAAAAGAUAUCAAGAGCAACAACAACAACAACAACAACCAGUUGAUACAGUCGUUAUGUAGAGGUGGAAACCAUAAGCAAGCCCUUGAGGUCCUGUGGAGCGAGCGCAAUCCGAGCCAUAAGACUAUUGAGGUCUUAAUACAGUCUUGCGCGCAGAAGAGUUCGUUUUCCGAUGGCCGUGAUGUUCAUCGCUAUCUUGUCGAUAGUGGUCUUGACCAAGACCCGUAUUUAGCUACUAAACUUAUCAACAUGUACCAUGAGCUUGGGUCUCUCGAUUGUGCGCGUAAGGUGUUUGAUGAAACUCGCGAAAGAACCAUCUAUAUCUGGAACGCGUUCUUCCGAGCGUUGGCGAUGGUGGGUCGUGGCGAGGAGCUGUUAGAAUUGUAUAGGCAGAUGAACUGGAGUGGGAUUCCGUCGGAUAGGUUCACAUAUACGUAUGUGCUUAAGGCUUGCGUUGUUUCAGAGUUUUCAGUCUACCCUCUCCAGAAGGGCAAGGAGAUUCAUGCCAAUAUUCUGCGACAUGGCUAUGAAGAAAACAUUCAUGUUAUGACAACUCUGUUGGAUGUAUAUGCUAAGUUUGGCUGCAUAUCCUAUGCAAAUUCUGUGUUUCGUGCAAUGCCUGCCAAGAACUCCGUGUCAUGGAGCGCUAUGAUUGGAUGUUACGCAAAGAAUGACAUGCCUGUAAAAGCACUGGAACUGUUUCAUCAGAUGGUGCUUGAGGCUUGUGAUUCAAUUCCAAAUUCAGUUACAAUGGUUAGUGUGCUUCAAGCUUGUGCAGGUCUUGCUGCAUUGCAGCAGGGAAAGUUGGUUCAUGGCUUUAUCCUUAGAAGGGGUCUUGAUUCUAUAAUGCCAGUUAUUAACGCCCUUAUAACAAUGUACGGACGAUGUGGUGAGAUUUCAAUUGGAGAAAGAGUAUUUGAUAAGGUGAAGAAUCCUGAUGUUGUUUCAUGGAAUUCUUUGAUUUCCAUGUAUGGUAAUAACGGAUAUGGAAAGAAAGCAAUUCAAAUUUUUGAAAAUAUGAUACACCAAGGAGUUUCACCAAGUUACAUAUCAUUCAUUACUGUUUUGUGUGCUUGUAGUCACGCAGGCCUUGUUGAGGAGGGAAAGAUUUUGUUUGAAUCUAUGCUUAGUAAGUACAGAAUCCAUCCAGGUAUGGAGCAUUAUGCCUGUAUGGUUGAUCUUCUUGGCCGAGCUAACAGGUUAGAUGAAGCAAUCAAACUAAUAGAAGAUAUGCCUUUUGAACCAGGACCAACAGUUUGGGGUUCCCUUCUUGGAUCUUGUAGGAUUCACUGUAAUGCUGAGCUUGCAGAGAGAGCAAGCGCUAUGCUUUUUGAGUUGGAGCCUUGGAAUGCUGGCAAUUAUGUUCUUUUAGCUGAUAUUUAUGCAGAAGCUAAGAUGUGGAGUGAUGUAAAGAGUGUGAGGAAGCUAAUGGGAAAACGUGUGCUGCAAAAGGUUCCUGGUUGCAGUUGGAUUGAAGUUAAAAAGAAAAUAUACUCAUUUGUCUCUAGUGAAGAGGAUAACCCACAGAUUGAAAAACUCCGUGCUUUACUAAUUAAAUUAUCAACUGAGAUGAAGGAGCAAGGUUAUGCCCCCCAGACAAACAUUGUUCAUUAUGAUCUUGAUGAAGGAGAGAAGGAAAGAAUUUUACUGGGACACAGUGAAAAGCUUGCUGUUGCUUUUGGACUCAUUAAUACUGUGAAAGGUGAAACCAUUAGGAUCACAAAAAACUUGAGAUUAUGUGAAGACUGUCAUGCUUUUACAAAGUUCAUUUCCAAAUUUGCUAAUAGGGAGAUUCUUGUUAGAGAUGUGAACCGCUUCCACUGUUUUAGAGAUGGAGUCUGUUCCUGUGGUGAAUAUUGGUAGUUCAGGGCAGAAUACAAUGCUGUUCAAAUGCUUCUGUAAGUAUUCUAAUAUAGAGGAAUACAUCGAAUGAUGUUAUGGCUUCAAGUUCAAACACAAAAGCUCCAAUUCUACUGCACUUUUAUUGUC
This is a messenger RNA of Lotus japonicus, 2385 nucleotides long. RefSeq names its product pentatricopeptide repeat-containing protein CRR2, chloroplastic. The transcript has 2 exons. Lineage: Eukaryota; Viridiplantae; Streptophyta; Magnoliopsida; Fabales; Fabaceae. Bases 271 to 2259 code for a protein of 662 amino acids. The record is from RefSeq and is a predicted model, not a curated record. Gene Ontology annotation, biological process: RNA modification. Gene Ontology annotation, molecular function: zinc ion binding; RNA binding; protein binding.